Molecule: messenger RNA, 5386 nt
Organism: Lampris incognitus (smalleye Pacific opah)
Lineage: Eukaryota; Metazoa; Chordata; Actinopteri; Lampriformes; Lampridae
Gene: sel1l
Product: SEL1L adaptor subunit of ERAD E3 ubiquitin ligase
Exons: 21
Coding region: 500-2944 (814 amino acids)
Biological process (GO): ERAD pathway
Cellular component (GO): endoplasmic reticulum membrane
Molecular function (GO): protein binding
Source: RefSeq, a predicted model, not a curated record
UAGACUUUGCCUUGCUAGCGAUGGUAUCUAGUGUCAUCAAAUUCAGGGUUUGCAAUUUUGAAAAUCGUCGUCACUGCUGAAUGUAUCAACAGUCCGGUUACGGCUCGAUAGUAAAUCGUAGAUUCAAGAAGUUUCGUCGAAAGCUUGCUACGUUAACGUCGUUGUUUUUUCCCCCAUCUCACCUUAGCUAACUCGUUAGCCGACGUAGCGUUGUUUGCAAAAGACAACAAGCCAGAUAGCUCGCUCGUUUAGUCUGAUAGCUUAGCUUUAGUCACCCUGUCUAUUAUUUAGCUCGCUGGUUUGUUUGAAAGCUGCAUUUUCCCCCCCGAAUCGACGUGAAACACCAGAGAGCUUGUUUUAAAUGGGGAGUGUUAGCUAGAUUAUAGCCGUUCUCUAUGAAGGACUGGCAACUUUAAGAGGGAGAAGAAACUGUAAAUGGAUGUUUGGUAUUAGAAACAUCAUCAGCUAUAGCUAGCAGGUCGCUAGACUGUUGUCAACAAUGGGUUUUAAAAGGUCUUUAAAGAGGGUGAGGAUACUGUCUUUUUCGGCCAUUCUCUUGAUAUGCUUCGUCAAAGGAACAACAGCGGAUGAGGAGCUAUAUGGAAAUGAUGUUCCAGACUUAAAGUCUUAUCAUGACCCAGACUCUGAGGAGGAGGAGGUCCCUGUUGGAUCAAGAGUUGUGGCCAGUGCCACGAUGACCUCUGUUAGGGAGGCCUCCCAUACAGGAGAGGAGAGACAGUCAGUGAGUGGGCUCCAAGACAAUGGAGUAGAGGGGGAGAAGGAGGAUUUGCCCGAACAGCCUCCUCCUAUUGAGAAGUCUAAAGAAGUUCCUGUGGUGAAUGGAGGGACAGCAGCCAAUGGAGAGCCCUGUCUCUUCCCCUUCCUUUUCCAGGGGAAGGAAUACUCGGACUGUACCACUGAUGGAAGGAGGGAUGGACGACUCUGGUGUGCCACCUCCUAUGAUUAUGACCAGGAAAGGAAAUGGGGCUUCUGUGAGACUGAUGAACAGGCCAAGCAGAGACACCAAGCAGAGGAGGCUGAGGAGCAUUAUCAAGAUGUACUUCAAAUGUAUCAAAAUGCACUUCACACCACUAGGAAGAGCCAGAGAAAAGAGCUGUAUGAAAAAUUGCUGAAGGUGGCAGAGAUAGGCCACCACAAAGCAAUGGAGAAGGUAGCCUAUGCCAUGCUGUUUGGAGACUUCAUGAGCCAGAACGUCCCCAGAGCCAAGCUGCUGUUUGAGAAGCUUGCCGUGGAAGGAUCUCCCAAAGCUCAGACAGCACUUGGUUUUCUCUAUGCUGCUGGGCUUGGAGUGAACUCGAGUCAAGCCAAGGCCUUGGUUUAUUACACCUUUGGCGCAUUGGGUGGCAACUUGGUAGCUCACAUGAUUCUGGGAUAUAGAUAUUGGGGAGGUGUGGGGGUGCCCCAGAGUUGUGAGUCAGCACUAACACACUACAGACUUGUGGCAAAUCAGGUGGCCAGUGAUGUUUCCCUGACAGGGGGCAGUGCAGUGCAGAGGAUCAGGUUGCUGGAUGAGGUGGAGAACCCUGGCUCCACCAGUGGGAUGCUAGAGGAAGACCUAAUCCAGUACUACCAGUUCCUGGCUGAGAAAGGAGAUGUCCAAGCACAGCUGGGACUAGGCCAAUUACAUCUACAUGGAGGAAGAGGAGUGGAACAGAAUCACCAGAGAGCUUAUGAUUAUUUUAACCAGGCUGCUAAUGCAGGGAAUACACAUGCUAUGGCCUUUCUAGGCAAGAUGUACUCGGAGGGCAGUGAGUCUGUCCCACAGAACAACGAGACUGCCCUGCAGUACUUCAAGAAGGCCUCUGACUUGGGGAAUCCAGUUGGGCAGAGUGGCCUGGGAAUGGCCUACCUGUAUGGAAGGGGUGUCCCAGUGAAUUAUGAACUUGCAUUGAAGUACUUCCAGAAGGCAGCAGAACAGGGCUGGGUGGAUGGACAGCUUCAGCUGGGCACUAUGUAUUAUAAUGGCAUUGGGGUGAAGCGGGACUACAAGCAGGCGCUCAAGUAUUUCAACCUGGCUUCCCAGGCAGGCCACAUCCUGGCUUUCUACAACCUGGCCCAGAUGCACGCUACUGGCACCGGUGUCAUGCGCUCCUGCCAUACUGCAGUAGAGCUUUUCAAGAAUGUAUGUGAACGUGGACGCUGGUCAGAGCGCCUGAUGACGGCCUAUGGCAGCUUUAAGGAGGGUGAGAUGGAUGCAGCUCUAGUCCAGUACCUGCUACUGGCUGAGCAGGGCUACGAGGUGGCCCAGAGUAACGUGGCCUUCCUUCUGGACCAGACAGAAGGAUCGAAGAUCUUCAGUGACAAUGAGACCUAUCCCAGGGCCUUGCUCCACUGGACCAGAGCAGCAGCACAAGGUUACACUGUGGCUCGAAUAAAACUAGGGGACUACCACUUCUACGGCUAUGGAACAGAUGUGGACUAUGAGACUGCUGUCAUCCACUACAGACUGGCAUCAGAGCAACAGCACAGUGCUCAGGCCAUGUUCAACUUGGGCUAUAUGCACGAGAAAGGGCUAGGCAUCAAACAGGACAUCCAUCUUGCCAAACGUUUCUAUGACAUGGCAGCUGAGGCUAGUCCUGAUGCCCAGGUCCCAGUCUUCCUGGCCCUGUGUAAACUUGGCCUGUUUUAUGCUCUGCAGUACCUGCAGGACCUUAAUGUGAAAGAGCUGAUCACCCAGGUGGACCUUGACCAGCUUCUAGGCCCAGAGUGGGACCUCUACCUCAUGACUGUCAUUGCCCUGUUACUGGGCACUGUCAUUGCCUAUCGACAGCGCCAGCACCAAAUCGUGGUGCCCCCUCGUCCACCAGUCCCUGCCCCACCACCUCCUGCCAGACCACCCCAAGAACAGCCAGAAGCCCAAGUCGAACCCCAGGCUGUAGGAGACACACAGGAAGAGGCCCAGGCUGAACCAGAGCAACAGUGAGAGACGGUCAGAUGGAGUGUGGGCAGGAAAAGACGGAGAGAGAGCAGUUUUGUACAGAGGGCUCUUCAAGCCUUCUCCAAGGAGUAGAUAAUGCCAACUAGCCAGCUACCUGCUAGCAUGAGCACAGCUCCACACUCUCCCUGCUACCUGCCGCAUGCUAAAAGAGACUAAGAAGGCUACUGAGCAGCUUGGUGUCAGUAUUUGUUCUCCAUUCAAAUAUGUCCCCCAUGCUUAGGCAAGUCAAUGGGGAUAUUUGUUGACAACGCUAUGGAACAGAUACUGUCCAAAGGAAAAUACAGACUUGGAACUCAUUAGUUUGUGACUCAGGGUAUUGCCAGAGGCACCUUUCUCUUCUCCAUGGAAUUAGCCGCAGGGUUGCCAUGUUGAAGGUACUUUUGGACUUGUCUAAUCAGCAAAAGAAAUUAUAGGGUAAUUGGAAUCAAAUAUGCCAGUUUAUUUCCUCUAACUCUCCCAUUUUCUUAAGGGAUUUAAAAUUCAAUUUAACUGGUUUAGUCUAUUUUGUUGCUCUGCAUUUAGGGGGGAAAAACAGGACAGUGUUAAAGAAAAACCGGUAACACUUUCUAUGAAGCUUGCAUCUAUAAUGCCCUAUAAGCAUCUAUUGCACCUAUAACGCCCAUACUUUCCUAUAAUGUGUAUUACAGUGACUAACGUCUAUGGCUUAAGACUGAAAUAGCACUGAAGUCUCAUUAUGCAUCUCUACAAAACUUCAGCAAAACAAGUUGGAUAUGAUGCAUUAUGACAUUUGACAGAUAAACAGGCUAAUGAUGACAUUUAUAAUGCAUAAAUCCAUUUUAAAUUGACAUAAUUUAUCAUAAAGGUGGUUAUGAGGUGUUGUGAGGGCAUAUACAUGGUUAUAAUGAAUCUUACAAUGGCUUAUAGCUACACUUAUAGGGCGUUAUAGAUGCUGAUAGGGCGUUAUAGAUGCAAGCUUCAUAGAAAGUGUUACUGAAAAAUCUACAAAGUUUUGUUCCCGCAGUCUUUCAGUUGCUGAAGGAACAGUAGUGUUUUUUUUAUUUAUUUUUUUCUCUCAUGCAUGUGUUUUUGCAUUUUAAAAACAUGACUUAUUUUCGAGCAUCAGUUUGGCAUUUCUAUAGGGUGUUAUAAGUGAGCAAGCUUUUGGAAACCUUUACUUUAUUUAGUGACCUAUUUGUCAGCAACAUUUGUCAGCAUGUCGACUUUCCUGAAGUAAAGCUUAACAGUUUGUGCACACCCUGCCCCGCUCCCUAUUCAAAUGUCACUGUAGUUCUAAUACUAGCAAUAGUAGCGCUGCUCAUUGGAGCAAGCAAAGACAAGCUAUCACCCUUAGUUCAUGUCAUGGAGUACAUCAACAAGAAACCUCCCAUUAGUCUUUAAUAGACGACUGUAUCACUGAUGAGACUGUACUCAACGCCUUGUCAGGAUGCUCAGUGGUGAUUCAUGCUUGUGUGAGAUAAACAAGUUGGAACACAUGUUUAGUUUUGAUGUUUCCUAUUUAAUGUGAGUGACGUGGCUUGAGAGAACAAAAAUGUCCCGACUCACCUAAACUGGUCUCAGUUAUGUCUUGGUGCCACUGCCCUUCUAAAAAAGCCUCAAUGACCAAUCCUCCACAGUCCAAACUUUGUAGAUGAUGGCAGAGCACGCAUGCUUUUAUUGAUUCCUUUUUAAAAAGCCGAGUAGCCCAUACAAUCCAGUGUGGCAGAAGAAGCGUUACUAUCUGUACAACAUCAUCGACCUUGUGAACCGUGAUUGGUGUUAGUUACACAGGUUUUGAACUUCUUGUCUUGUUUGGUUUUUACAAAACACUUUGAUUGCUGUCUCCCAUAGCACACCCACCUGCCCCCCCUCCCCCCGUCUAAUAAGCCUGUUGUUGGCUAAAGCAGAAACAUCUGAUUGACAGAUCUUAACGAUGACAACUUGAACAUUGAUGCACCAUUAGCGAAAAGUGGAAGAGAUUUCUUUUGUGGUUGCUUACACAACUUCAACCGUGGCUGCAAAUUUCAACUUGAAGUGAGGAAACGAUCUAGCCACGGCUAGACCAUAGUAUAAGUAUUAAAACAAAAUCAGUUGUACGAUCUGUUUUUUUUUUGGUUAUCAUUCUGUAUUGGAUUUUGCGCAUAAGUUCAUUUCAUUCAGCUUUAUAAUGGGAGCUUUCUGCCUGAUAUAUGGAGGACGAUUUUUGUUUGUCUGGCAAUACACCCAAACGUGUAUGAAGUCUGUAUAGGAGAGUAGAAUGUUAACGAGAUGGUGAAAAUAACUUGAACCUGUAAUGAUGUCCCCUGUAUUUACUUCAUGGAAAACAAAAAACUCAGUAGCGUUGCUAUCUCACACAGAAAGAAGCAAUUUUGUUUCCCAAAUGAAACACUGGUUGAAGUUUGUCUAAAAGACUGCAUUUUUACCAUCACAGUGACAAAUUUCUAAUGAAAUUAAUAAAUGAUAUAAAUA